Messenger RNA from Schizophyllum commune H4-8, 1100 nucleotides. RefSeq lists its product as uncharacterized. The coding region runs from base 125 to 892 and encodes 255 amino acids. NCBI's taxonomy places the organism in Eukaryota, Fungi, Basidiomycota, Agaricomycetes, Agaricales, Schizophyllaceae. The transcript has 7 exons. The record is from RefSeq and is a predicted model, not a curated record. Gene Ontology annotation, molecular function: protein binding.
CGCCGUCAUCACGCAUCGGCUUGCUUGCUGCUGAUACCUACUACCGCUGGAGAUAUAGACGCGCUAACUGUGCACUUAACCUAUCCACACGAACCUUACAUCAACGCUUGCUCUUACCCUCAUCAUGGACCCCGGAUCGUCCACAGCAUCUGCUGGCCCUGAGGUGCCUGCUCCAGUCCCUCCCUCUGGCUCCUCCGCGCCUGCGCCUCCCACCGCCAGCACCUCCGCCGACUACAAGGUCUACAAGCCGUCCGAUUGGUCCCAUCUGCAUCCGCCUCCCCCUCCACCGGACUCGUACUUCACCCCAAGUCCCGCGGAUAUCCAGAACGCACAGGCGACGCUCUCUGCGCGCACGCACGCGCUUACGGACCGGCCGCUCGAGCUGAAAGCGGUUCGCGAGGCAAGGGAGAAGGCGAAGCGGGAUCGGUGGCCAAAUACCACGAUCCGCAUCCGCUUCCCCGAUCGCACGCAGCUGGAGAAAAUCUUCCCGUCAACGAGCAGGAUCAAGGCGGUGUACGCAUUCGUGCGCGAGCGGCUGCGAGACGAUGUGAAGCCCAUCAAGUUCAUUCUAUACCAACCUCCACGACUCGAUCUGAAGAACUCCGACCCGAACGUGCGCGACAAGUCGUUGGCGGAGCUGCACCUUGCGCCGUCUAGUGUGCUAUUGUUACGAUUUGAGGACGUGUCGCUGAAUCACCCCACCUCCCCCGCCCCUCUUCUACCCGAAGUUCUUGCCCUCGCCGAAGACCUACCCCCGCCCGCCAACUACGAACAGCCUGAGCCUCCUGCACCCGCGCCGCAAGAGGGCGCGCCUGCUCCGCCACCGAAACCGAGCGCCAGUGGGGAGAAGAAGAUCCCGAAGUGGCUCGCGGCAGGGUUGAAGAAGAAGUAAUGAUUUGUAUUCGCUGUAAUCGUCACGAUCUGCAGUGACCGACCUUGCUGGAUCUAGAGACAACGCAAUCUGUACCAUAUCAAUGAUCAACGAGCAUGCUGUCGGAUGCAGGCGAGAGACCAAGUGCAGUUCGCGAGCGAGUGCAGACUGUGCGAAGUUUAUCGUGCGCUACUCGAGCCAUGACGUCGAUCCUGUCGACCUUCCCGGA